AUGGCAAUCGAACUUCAAACCCCCAUCGUUUCCAGCAAGGACCGAGCUCCAGGUCGGCAGAAGGCACAAGACGAGGCAGGCUCCGACGCUGUCAGGCCAACUGAGGUGUUCAAAAAGUACUUCGGGGGCAUCUGGGUGAAGAUCAUCAACAAAACCCAAUUCAACCUCAGCUACGUGCCCGGCGACCUGAAAUACGGCGAGAUGAUUAAUGGCCCGCCCGACGCCGACGCGUGGACCACCCGAGGGUUCGGCAUUGGGGGCAACACAAUCUUCGGUAUGGGUCCGAGGCCGAUGGGCGGAAUACAGAUGCGCCUGAAGCUGGAUAAUGGCCACGAUUUUGACUUUACUCUCGGACUUUCAUCGGCACUAAUGGGAAACUACAAUGCGUCUUUGGUCAAAGGCCACGACCGCGGCGCUGCCAUCAAGGCGCUCAACGCAGCUGGUGCUUCCAUCUCGUCCGAAAAGUACGAGGGAGUCAUAAAAGGCGACAUCAAGCAUGCCAAGACUCAGUUCAACAUCAAUGUAGUCACAUCGCCCGGCUAUGAGAUGAGUUUGGUCAUCUCGCAGGACGAGUGA
Messenger RNA from Bipolaris oryzae ATCC 44560, 576 nucleotides. RefSeq lists its product as uncharacterized. The coding region runs from base 1 to 576 and encodes 191 amino acids. The transcript has 3 exons. The record is from RefSeq and is a predicted model, not a curated record. NCBI's taxonomy places the organism in Eukaryota, Fungi, Ascomycota, Dothideomycetes, Pleosporales, Pleosporaceae.